ACCCUUAAAUCGUAAAAUGGAUACUAUUAAAGAACGUAAUCGAAAUGGGACUGCAGUUGCCGCUGGCAAGAAUCCGUCUAAAGGUGUUGUAGGAACCGUACAACUCGGUCAAGUAUCUGAUAGUAGCAACGGUAAUACUAAUUCAAUAAACGAAAUACCGACUACUUGUACACAAUGCCAUACGCAAACAACACCUUUAUGGCGUCGUAAUCCUGAAGGUCAACCUUUAUGUAAUGCUUGUGGGUUGCUUCUUAAACUUCAUGGUGUCUCAAGACCCUUAACUCUUCAAACGGAUGUUAUUAAAAACGUCAGCGUUAUGAGAGUCCAACUAAAGGAAGAAUACAACUCGGCCCAGGCG
Molecule: messenger RNA, 358 nt
Organism: Racocetra fulgida
Lineage: Eukaryota; Fungi; Glomeromycota; Glomeromycetes; Diversisporales; Gigasporaceae
Source: the annotation of a GenBank genome assembly